AUGUUGGAAUCACUACCCUGCUCUUCUCGUUUUUGCACAACCGGCCCGUGCGAGCUGCCUUUCAAGCGGAUGGUCCUGAAGGCCUCCGUUGCCUGCAAGCACACCGUGGGGCUGAUAAUGGGGCAUCGUCAGCGGGGCGGGAACGAGUUCCAGCAGCUGGAGACCGUUUCCGCUCAACAACACGAAGAACGCGCUUCCACUUUCCUUGAGAAAAGCAAAUGCUGGUGGCAACGAAAGAACGGUUACCCGGGACGGCAGGAGCAGGUAGAGUUGUCCAGCCGCAGCAUGACGAGUAGCCUCAUUUGCGGGGACAGCGCUAACGAGCCUUACUUUGAUGAGGUGGCAGCAGUAGGCCGCCAUCGGCAACCGUCGUUGGCCAAGCUCAAGCGCGCCGGCGCAUCUUCCCCUUCCCCUACCGCCCCCUUCCCUCCUCCACAAUCAGUGUCCGUGUCUGGGUGA
Volvox carteri f. nagariensis is the source of this 459-nucleotide messenger RNA. RefSeq lists its product as uncharacterized. Lineage: Eukaryota; Viridiplantae; Chlorophyta; Chlorophyceae; Chlamydomonadales; Volvocaceae. The transcript has 3 exons. The record is from RefSeq and is a predicted model, not a curated record. Bases 1 to 459 code for a protein of 152 amino acids.